AUGGCGCCUUCGCAAGCUGGAUCUCCCCUCCCCCUUCUCUCCCUUCUCCUCCUGCUAACAGCUCCCCUUUUCCCCAUCGCUUCUUUCGCUAUGUCCCCUGUACCUCCGGGCAGCGACACCAAAGUUUCCCCGGUCACAAACCCCACCGGAGCGUACGAUCCAGACCGCUCGGGGGUUUCCACCGACUACGAGUGCACCAGUCCAAAUGGUACCUGGUCUUUGGUGACCAAGAGCUCGGGGGUUUCGGGAAUACACUGGGCGGUCACACCAAUCCACAAUACGCUGGUGCUGAUCGACCGGAGCGACAAGGACAAUAGUUACGUCAAGGACAAGAACGGCAAGCAGGCAGCCGCGGCGGUUCUGGACCUCGCGAAGCCGAGUCAGAAAGUGCGCGGCCUUGACGUCAUCGACAACACCUUCUGUUCCGCUGGCCAGUUCUGGCCCAACGGAACGCUGGUAAACACGGGGGGGUUCAAGACCAUCGACGGUAACACUGAGGCGUUUUACGCGGUGCGUUUCCUGGACCCGUGCGCGGCGGGGGACUCCUGCGAGUUUUACGAGUACCCAGGUGUGAGCAUGCUGGCCAAGCGCUGGUACCCGUCGGCGCACUUGAUGCCGGACGGCAAGCGGAUCGUCAUUGUCGGCGGGGCUAAAGUCGGCGACUUGGUACUCCUGAAGAAGCGAGGCGAUUCCGAGACCACGUACGAAUUCUUCCCGCGCACCGCGGCCGCGGACGAUGCGCUCCGGCCGCUCGCGGUGCUCGCGCGCGCGUUCCCCGCGGCGCUGUACCCGUUCCUGCACCUCAUGCCCAACGGCUACUUUUUCGUGAUGGCCAACUGGUACGCCGUACUGUACAAUUUCGACACCGGGGACGAGAUCGUCCUGCCGGACAUGCCCGGGAAGAUCACGCGCAGCUACCCGUACACCGGCACGUCGGUGUUACUGCCCAUGUCUCUCGAGAACAAUUACACGGCCGAGGUUAUGGUGUGCGGCGGGAGCUUCUUCACAACCACCAAGAAGCGCGACGCUUACGCGAGCGACACGUGCGGCCGCAUCCGUCCGCUGGACCCUAACCCGAAGUGGGUUAUGGAAACCAUGCCGGACCCGCGCAUCUCGCCCGAUCUUAUCAUCACCGCAAACGGGCAGAUCAUGAUCAUCAACGGCGGCCGGCAGGGCGUCGCGGGGCUCCAAGUCGGCGACUCGCAGAUACACAACCCGGUCUUCACGCCCGCCCUCUACCACGCGGCCGCGCCCGCGGGCGCGCGCUGGAGAAACCUCGCGCCGGAGUCGAUCGCGCGCCUCUACCACUCGCUCGCGAUCCUUGGCCCCGACAGCUGUCUCUUGGUCGGGGGUUCGUCACCCUCCGACUGCUGCGUGGGGUGUGGCCCUCAAUGUUUCGGCGUCGAAUGCACCGGGGCCGACGAUAAGUGUUUCCCCAACGAAUUCACCAUCAAUAAGUUCUGCCCGCCGUACGUUUCGAGCGUGAUCCCACAGCCGCGCAUCGCGGCCGCGCCCGCGACAAUAGGGUACGGCGCGACGUUCACGCUGACGCUGACGAUCCGGGCCAAUCUGGAGGUGCCAGCUGUCCGGACCGCCAUCAUGAACCCGGGAUUCGGCACCCACGCGCAGCACAUGGGUCAGCGCUUCGUCUGGCUGGAGGUUGAUUACGAGAGCCUCCAGUACACUGCCUCCACUGGGGGAGUCACGGUCGCAGUGAAAGGACCCCCCGGAAACACUAUCGCGCCCCCCGGCUACUAUUACCUAUUCUGCCACGACAGCAACAUCCCAUCGGAGGCGACGUGGGUGCAGCUUACGUAG
Messenger RNA from Klebsormidium nitens, 1818 nucleotides. The record is from the annotation of a GenBank genome assembly. Lineage: Eukaryota; Viridiplantae; Streptophyta; Klebsormidiophyceae; Klebsormidiales; Klebsormidiaceae.